Molecule: messenger RNA, 585 nt
Organism: Metarhizium album ARSEF 1941
Lineage: Eukaryota; Fungi; Ascomycota; Sordariomycetes; Hypocreales; Clavicipitaceae
Product: extracellular serine-rich protein
Exons: 2
Coding region: 1-585 (194 amino acids)
Source: RefSeq, a predicted model, not a curated record
AUGCUCUUCGCAACCGCCAAAGGCGCCGUCCUCUCCGCCCUCGCUGCCCAGGCCAGUGCAAAGACAAUCAAGAUUGCUGUUGGCAAAGAUGGGUUGACGUUUACACCUGAUUCAGUGACAGCUUCCCAGGGGGACGUCUUGGAGUAUCACUUCUACAAACAGCAUAGCGUCGCUAUGGGUGACUUUUCCAAUGGAUGCGCGCCAGCUCCCCAAGGAGGUUUCUUUUCUGGGGUGGUCAAGACCGCGGGUGAUGGAGCAAACAAACAGGUUUUCCAGGUCACAGUGAACAACACGGAUCCAAUGGCCGUCUACUGCACCGUCGGUAGACACUGUCAGAACGGCAUGGUCCACGUCGUCAAUCCAUCAUCCACCAAUUCGCUUGACACGUACAAGUCCGUCUCGAAUAGCGCUGGCGCAAACGUGGCGCCUCCGACCAUGUUUGGCGGCAAAAUGGUCGAGAGUGCUGGAGCUUCAGGCACAGCUUCCAGUGCCCAGUCGAAGACAACAGGAGCUGCUUCGCAUAUGCAAGCUUCUCUUAGAGGCAUCAGCGCUGCUGCUCUCGGAUUCGCCGUCUUGCUGCUGUAA